Carya illinoinensis is the source of this 2220-nucleotide messenger RNA. RefSeq names its product cell division control protein 6 homolog B. Lineage: Eukaryota; Viridiplantae; Streptophyta; Magnoliopsida; Fagales; Juglandaceae. The transcript is spliced from 17 exons. The coding region runs from base 86 to 1591 and encodes 501 amino acids. Gene Ontology annotation, biological process: cell division; DNA replication initiation; mitotic DNA replication checkpoint signaling. Gene Ontology annotation, molecular function: DNA replication origin binding; ATP hydrolysis activity. Gene Ontology annotation, cellular component: nucleus. The record is from RefSeq and is a predicted model, not a curated record.
UUUAAUUUUCUCUCCCACAGCAUCCCCCGCGGAUCCAGAUCCCUUACGAUCCUAAGCCCGAAAUCUCAAUCACCAAAUUCUCACCAUGCCUACCAUCGCUCGAUCCAAUGGCGACUCCACUCCUCAGAAGCGCAGACUGAGAUCCGAUGCGGAGGCUAAGGAUUCUCCUAUCUCUACUACGGUCAAAUGGAAAUCGCCUCGCGGAUGCAGCUCUGCGAGCCCAAACAGUCUCUCAAAUGGUACUGAGAGAGAUUUUAGUGAUAAUCCUGAGAGAUCUCCGGUGAAAAAAAAUUUCGGCAAAUUUAUUUCAAAGCCAAAGUGGAAUCCAGGAGAUACGGAGCAGAUGAGGGAAGUGAAGGAGGCCCUGCACGUUUCGACAGCGCCAUCUACUGUCGUGUGCCGUGAGGAUGAACAGAAGAGGGUUUUGGAAUUCUGCAAGGUAUGCGUGGAGCAAGAGAAGGCUGGAAGUUUAUAUGUUUGCGGGUGCCCAGGGACAGGGAAGUCGUUGUCAAUGGAAAAGUUGAAGCAGCUUUUGGUUGAUUGGGCGAAAGAGGCAGGUCAUCGGCAGCCGGAUGUGUUACCAAUAAAUUGUACUUCUCUAGCAAAAACAUCAGAUAUUUUCGUCAAGAUACUCGGUGAUGCCCAGCAGCGAAGGAAAGUGAAUGGCUCUGCUACCUCAGCGUUGCAACAUCUCCAGAACUUGUACUCUCAAAACCCACGAUCUUCCCGCAUAAAGAUGAUGCUGAUAAUUGUCGAUGAGUUGGACUAUUUAAUUACAAAAGACCGGGCUGUGCUUCAUGAUCUUUUCAUGCUUACAACCUUCCCUUUCUCCAGAUGUAUUUUGAUCGGGAUAGCCAAUGCCAUAGACCUAGCAGAUCGUUUUCUACCGCGACUUCAGUCAUUAAAUUGCAAGCCUAUGGUCGUAACUUUUCGGGCAUAUGACAAAGAUCAGAUCCUCAAGAUACUUCGUGAGAGGCUAUCGGCACUUCCUUACAUUGUCUUUCAACCGCAAGCAUUGGAACUCUGUGCCAGAAAAGUGGCCGCUGCCUCUGGAGAUAUGCGGAGAGCUCUAUGUGUUUGCAGGAGUGCGAUUGAGAUUCUAGAAGCAGAGCUGAAAGAGUCUAGCAGCAACUUUAAUUCAUUAACAGUAGAGAAAGCAUGCUUUGAACAACAGACGGCUACAGCUCCUGAUAUAUUGAAGAAACAAGACAUAGAUGUGGUGAGGCUUGAUCAUAUGGCUAUCGCUUUGUCAAAGACGUAUAGAACGCCAAUAGUGGAUACCAUACAAUCUCUCCCACAACAUCAGCAGAUUCUACUUUGCUCUGCCGUGAAACAUUUCCGUGGGGGAAAGAAGGAUACAACUGUAGGGGAGCUGAAGAAGUCUUAUAUGGACAUUUGCAAAUCAUCACUAAUCCCUCCUGUUGGGAGUCUGGAACUUUCAACCAUAUGCCGAGUACUAAAUGACCAGGGGCUUCUCAAACUAGGUCAAUCUCGAGACGAUAAAUCGAAAAGAGUGACAUUAAGAGUAGAUGAAGCAGACGUCACGUUUGCAUUACAGGGGAUCCGUUUCUUUCGCAAUUGUCUUCAGUAACUCUGCUCAAAGCAUAUGGAUCCGUGAUUCUUCUUAAGCUUGUUAAUGAUGACUUCCUUUUUUCCAAUCCGCCCAGAUCAAACGGAAAGGUUGGUAGCCUUUUAAGGACCAUUUACAGUUCACCCAGUGCCAAUGAAGAGACACCACUUUAAUCAUGAAUAGGAAAUGACUUGACCACUUUAACGUGGAAGUCCAACAAUCCUAUGCAAACCGACUUUGACAUAAGUUGGGUAAUCUUUCAAAAAAUAGUUCUCUUGCUGUUACAGAUUCUUCUGUCUGAGAACGAGAAUCAGUCCAAUAGAGUGAAUCGGGAACUAGCCAAAAGGCUCGUUUGAAAAGAAAAGGAUAUCAGAGCUUGGCAAGCAUGAUGAGUGUUGUGGAGAUAAUACAGGAAUUAUUAAUUCAAACUCCCAAUGUCAGCAAUUUCCAGAGAGUUGGAACAUUGCCUCUCUAGAAAAAAGAAAGAAAAAGAUAAUACGAAAAAAUCUUAAAGACAUGAUUUGUUCAUCACAUGUAACUUAACUGGUACUUUUUACCUGUAUCAUUCUUCUUGUAAAGAUUUUACAAAUUGGAUGAGUUUAUAAGGUUUUGUUUUUUCAAAGGAAAUGUGAACAUAGUUAAUUGCAUUA